AAACGCGAUAUUCACUACGGGAAACACAACUGCGUCAAUUGUGAACAACUCGACGGGUAAUUUAUUUAAUAGAUCAAAAUGACGACUGAAGCAAAAACCGAUCAAACUGCCAGCAAAGUGCCCGACUGGGUACAAGCCGAUCUAUUUGUGGAUGUGUUGAAGGAAUCGGUUAAGGGAUUCUCCAAGAUCAAGAGCUUCAAGGCCGCAGGCGGAACGGCUGCAGGAGAAAACUAUGCGACGGUCAUGUUGCGUGUCAGUAUUGAAGUCGAACUGGAGGAUGGCAAGGAAAAGUCAGUUUCGUAUAUGCUUAAACUGCCUCAUGAUCUGGAGAUGUACAAAAAGAUGAUGGAGAGCAACAAUAUCUUUGAGGCAGAGUUCAAUAUGUACAAAACAGUUGUGCCUGAGUUGGAGCAAAUCUAUCGUGAUGCUGGUGUGGAAGUUAAAUUCGGAGCCACUGCCUAUGAGUUGAAGGGGGCGAAAUCUGAUUAUAUACUGCUGGAGGAUCUGGCACCCAAAGGUUUCAAAACCACCAACCGCUUAGAGGGAUUGGAUCAGGCACACACUGAAGUUGCCCUGCGAAAACUGUCGAUGUGGCAUGCCGCCUCUGCGGUGCGUGUGGCCACUAAGGGUUCCUAUCCAGACCAGUUGACCAUUGGGUUCUACAAGGAAGAACUGCGUCCAAUGAUGAUUGAAAUGAAUAACAAUAUAGCAGGGAACUUCCUUAAAUACUGUAAGUUGUACGAGGGCAACGAGGAGUAUAUUGACCGAGUUAAAGAGAUGAUGCCAGAGAUCACCGAUCAAGAAUUCAAAAUGACUAAAAUAGAUCCAAAUGAUUUUAAUGUACUGAACCAUGGUGAUUUUUGGAGCAAUAAUAUGAUGUACUCUCAUGAUUCAUUUGGCAAAAUCAAUGAAAUCCGUCUGGUGGACUUUCAAAUACCUAAAUUUGGCACAGUAGCUCAGGAUUUGUAUUAUUUACUAUUGUCAUCUACAAAACUCGAGGAUAAGCUGACUAAAUUCGAUUAUUACAUCAAAAUGUAUCAUGAAUGCCUAUUGGAAAAUCUGAAGAUUCUGAAUUAUUCAAAACAUGUGCCUACACUCCGGGAAAUUCACUCAACGCUCUUUAAAUAUGGCUUCUGGGGUUACCUGACUGCAACAAGUGUGAUGAGUGCCGUUUUGGUUGAUCCUACGGAAACUGCCAGCUUUGAGAAUUUUCACAGCGAUUCCACAGAAGGCAACGAUUUUAAAAUGUUGCUCUACUCCAAUCCACGCUAUCGAAAACAUAUCCAAAUCGUUAUGCCUUGGUUGCUGAAUCGUGGAGCCUUUGAUGAACUAGAAAGAUAGGAAAUGUAUAAUUUAUAAACAUAUGCCAGACAGUCGGCAAAUGUUUAUUUAUUUCAGCACUAUCAAUUCUAGUGAGUCAUAGGGGAAAUUAGGCUGCAACCAAAUAGUGCAUCGUGCAUUGAACUCGGAACGGCAUCGUAAUGAAAAAAAAGAAAAAUAGUCGAAGUCAACAAUUUUAUUGAUAAUAUUCGCGGAAAAGCGUAAGUCUGCAGAGCGCUGUUGGCUCUAU
Molecule: messenger RNA, 1570 nt
Organism: Drosophila grimshawi
Lineage: Eukaryota; Metazoa; Arthropoda; Insecta; Diptera; Drosophilidae
Exons: 4
Coding region: 79-1341 (420 amino acids)
Source: RefSeq, a predicted model, not a curated record